Molecule: messenger RNA, 742 nt
Organism: Hypomesus transpacificus
Lineage: Eukaryota; Metazoa; Chordata; Actinopteri; Osmeriformes; Osmeridae
Product: cytochrome c oxidase assembly factor 3 homolog, mitochondrial-like
Exons: 2
Coding region: 100-387 (95 amino acids)
Biological process (GO): mitochondrial respiratory chain complex IV assembly
Cellular component (GO): mitochondrial inner membrane
Source: RefSeq, a predicted model, not a curated record
UUCCUAUCCUACUCCUCAAGUAAGUCAUUCUGUACGAUAGGUGGCAGUGAUGCACCAUUUGAUUGAAUACCGCGGCCGUUAAACACUAGCACAACAAACAUGGCAGAAAAGGGUUCUGAAGGAGUUGGAGAGGUCGCCGCAAAAACGACAUUGACAGAGGCUCAGAAACAACUGAAUCGGAGGAGACAAGAGCUGGACUACUGGAAGAAAAAUUCGGAGAGGAUACGUGGUCGCAAUCUCUUUACCGGACUUGCAAUUGGAGCAUUUGUGAUCGGCAUGUUCAGCUACACCAUCCUGUCUGUGAAGCAAGAGAGGAUCAUGGAGGACAUCGACGACGAGUCGAGAAUCAACAGAAUCAGAGGCCCCAGAACAGGGGCCAACUCUUAGGGAGUCAGCCAGUGGACAGGCAGUUAGCCAGUGGACAGUCACUUGAUUUGGGACGGAAGCCUCUCUCACCUGCCUUGCUUUCUCAUCACCCGUGUUGCGAUGACCCCUUCUGGAGAAGCAUACGGAACUGUCAAGCUGUUGCACUGGACAAUAGCCCCUGGCGUGAGAAUCAAUGUGCUAAGGAGGCUUAAAUUAUGUUUAUUUUCACAUUCAUGUGUUAGUUUUAGGGGGGUCUUCAACAAUCAUUGGAUUAGCUUCAAAUAACGUUUAUAUUACAGGGCUUGUGCUUGAGUGGGAGUAUAGGUGAAUAUUUAUUCAGUCAUUAAUGUGUAUUAAAUGAUUUGUCUAUAUCACA